AGCCAUUUGUAAUUUGUAGUCUAAACAUUUGGUGAACUUAAGUGACUAUCUUUGUUCUUAUAGUGCACUAUAGAGCAUGGACCAAAAGCACCCAACACAAGUUUGAAGACACAUGGCUUGAACAACGGCCGGUUGAAAUGAUCUUGGGAAAAGAGAAAACUGAGAUGGCAGGAUUGGGUAUUGGUGUCUCAAGCAUGAAGGCUGGUGAACGUGCCCUGUUACAUGUUUGUUGGGAAUUAGGUUAUGGCAAAGAUGGAAACUUUUCUUUCCCAAAUGUCCCACCCAUGGCAGAUCUCUUAUAUGAAGUUGAGCUCAUUGGUUUUGAUGAAACCAAAGAAGGGAAAGCUCGUAGUGAUAUGACAGUUGAGGAAAGGAUUGGAACUGCAGAUCGAAGAAAGAUGGAAGGGAAUGCUCUUUUCAAUGAUGAGAAACUUGAGGAGGCAAUGCAACAGUAUGAAAUGGCAAUAGCGUAUAUGGGAGAUGACUUCAUGUUCCAGUUGUUUGGGAAGUAUCGGGACAUGGCGUUGUCUGUUAAAAAUCCUUGCCACCUUAAUAUGGCAGCAUGCCUAAUAAAGCUAAAACGCUAUGAAGAGGCCAUUGGACAGUGCAGCAUUGUAUUGGCGGAGGAUGAAAACAACGUCAAAGCACUAUUUCGACGUGGGAAAGCCAGAGCAGAACUUGGACAAACAGAUGCUGCCCGUGAAGACUUUCUUAAGGCCUGUAAAUUCACUCCUCAAGACAAAGCAAUUGCGAAGGAGUUACGACUGCUUGCUGAGCAUGAUAAGGCUAUUUAUCAGAAACAGAAAGAGCUCUACAAGGGUAUAUUUGGACCAAGACCUGAACCAAAGUCUGAGCGGAAAAAUUGGCUCACCUUAAUUUGGCAAUGGCUGGCCACAUUAAUUUAUCAGGUUUUCAGGUUGAAAAGGCAGAAAACUGACUAAUAUGACAUGAAUUGCAACCGACUUUCAGCAGGAAGUUUUUAUUAUCUUUGCUCUUUGAUAGUUAAGGAUUGGCAAUUUAAAUUAUCAAUUACUU
Molecule: messenger RNA, 1035 nt
Organism: Telopea speciosissima
Lineage: Eukaryota; Viridiplantae; Streptophyta; Magnoliopsida; Proteales; Proteaceae
Product: peptidyl-prolyl cis-trans isomerase FKBP42-like
Exons: 5
Coding region: 138-941 (267 amino acids)
Molecular function (GO): protein binding; peptidyl-prolyl cis-trans isomerase activity
Source: RefSeq, a predicted model, not a curated record